Molecule: messenger RNA, 1669 nt
Organism: Centropristis striata (black sea bass)
Lineage: Eukaryota; Metazoa; Chordata; Actinopteri; Perciformes; Serranidae
Gene: hcn3
Product: hyperpolarization activated cyclic nucleotide-gated potassium channel 3
Exons: 7
Coding region: 143-1669 (508 amino acids)
Biological process (GO): transmembrane transport; potassium ion transport
Cellular component (GO): membrane
Molecular function (GO): voltage-gated potassium channel activity
Source: RefSeq, a predicted model, not a curated record
UCAGACUCACAAUGACGACUACACAUCGGAUCCAGAUGGCCUGCUGCACUCCAAUGAGGAAGGCGAAGGAGCCAUCGAUGCCAUUGAUGCCAGCGGACCCUCACUGGAACAGUCAACCUACUUCCAGAAGCAGUUUGGGUCCAUGCUGCAGCCCGGGGUCAACAAGUUCUCCCUGCGCAUGUUUGGUAGUCACAAGGGAGUUGCAGCUGAGCAGGCCAGGGUCAAGAGCUUCGGAGUGUGGAUCAUCCACCCCUAUAGUGACUUCAGGUUUUACUGGGACAUCGUGAUGCUCCUGUUGAUGAUGAGCAAUCUGGUCAUUUUGCCGUGGGGAAUCACCUUCUUCGAAGACCAGAACACGCUGCCCUGGAUCACCUUCAACGUCCUGUCUGACACUCUCUUCCUCAUGGACCUGGUUUUCAAUUUCCGCACGGGCAUCCCGGGAGAGGACAGCCACAUCACCCUGGACCCCAAAGAGAUCCGCAUACAAUACCUGCGCACCUGGUUCGUAGUGGACUUCAUCUCCUCCAUCCCUGUCGACUACAUCUUCCUCAUCGUCGACCUGGAGUCCCUGCAUGAGUCGUCCGACGUGUACCGAACCGCCCGCGCCCUCCGCAUCGUGCGCUUCACAAAGAUCCUCAGUCUGCUGCGUCUGCUCCGACUGUCUCGCCUCAUCCGCUACAUCCACCAGUGGGAGGAGAUUUUCCACAUGACCUACGACCUGGCCAGCGCCGCCGUGCGUAUCGUCAACUUGAUUGGCAUGAUGCUGCUGCUGUGCCACUGGGACGGCUGCCUGACCUUCAUGGUGCCUAUGUUGCAGGACUUCCCCCCAGACUGCUGGGUGUCCAAAAAUAACAUGGUGAAUUCCACUUGGCACCUACAGUACUCGUACGCCCUGUUCAUGGCCAUGAGUCACAUGCUGUGUAUAGGAUACGGCGCCCACCCUCCAGAAGGCAUGAGUGACGUCUGGCUAACCAUGGUCAGUAUGGUCGUGGGGGCCACCUGCUACGCCAUGUUCCUCGGUCACGCAACCAACCUGGUGCAGUCCUUGGACGCCUCACAUCGCCAGUAUCAGGAGAAGUAUAAGCAAGUGGAGCAGUACAUGUCGUUCCACAAACUGCCGGCGGACGUAAGACAGAGGAUCCAUGAUUAUUACGAGCAGCGGUUCCAAGGAAAGAUGUUUGACGAGGACAGCAUCCUGGGAGAGCUCAGUGAUCCGCUGAAGGAGGAGAUCGUCAGCUAUAACUGCCGCGGCCUUGUCGCCAACAUGCCGCUGUUUGCCAACACUGACCCUCACUUUGUGACCGUGAUCCUGACCAAGCUGCGUUUUGAAGUCUUCCAACCUGCAGACUUGAUUAUACGAGAAGGAACCCUGGGCCGGAAGAUGUACUUCAUCCAGCACGGCGCCGUCACCGUCAUCCCACGGGGCAGUAAAGAGAUCAGGCUCAACGACGGGGCAUACUUUGGAGAGAUCUGCCUGCUGACCCAAGGACGACGCACGGCCACGGUGCGGGCGGACACCUACUGCCGCCUUUACUCCCUGAGUGUGGACAGUUUCAACGAGGUCCUGGAGGAGCACCCUCUGAUGAGGAGGGCGUUUGAGAGUGUGGCUGUGGACCGACUGGGCCGGGCCAGUUAUCCGCCGCCGCCGCCGCCGCCCGCUGACGAGUGA